AUGGCUUGUCAGCUGUUGUUGAUCCCGGCCAAGAGUGCACCAUCGCCUUCCGCUGAACGAAUUCUCUUCAAGCUCUCGCCAUACGACCCACCACCAGGGUUCUCCGUGAAGUCGUCCCCUUCCUCCUUCACAACAUCCCCACAAACCGCCAUCUUUACUGGCAAUACACUAGCAACAAACAGUGUAUUAUUGGCAGGAGAGCUCCUAUCUUGGGGAAAAUCAUCCCUUUUUUACAGCACCACAUACACUUCCUACCAUUUUCAGCAACGAGCAAUGCCCACAUCUGUCCACUUAGCAACGGUCUCAACCGAAUCGCAGAACUCACCGUCAACUACCGACAACUUUUUGAAAGAGAUUGACGAGCUAUUCGAUCCCAUGUGGACGCCCGGUCCUUACGACUACGGUUUGGAUGCCAUUAACGGUCUGGGCAUCAACGGUCACCUCGGCGUCCAAGACCCGUUCGCUCCUUCGCUUUUCGCCGAUCCAUACACAAUCAGCGGAUAUCUGUCCUCGUCGGAGACUCAGCAGCAGCAUCUUCAGAAUGCGGCGGCUGCGGCAGCUGCUGCCAGUAUGCAAUCUCAGUACAUGUGGUACAACCCAGCAGCCGAUAACAACCUUCAUGGUGCCGCUCACGCACCGUCACAAUACGCCUAUCAUGCCGUCGACAUGCUUGCGGGUCUCCCGGAAGCAAACCCAAUGGUUUAUCAUGGCACGGCGGCGGCCGUCGGAAGCACAGGAGGGUCGGGUAGUCGCAUGCGAUCGAAGAACGGCAAGCAGUCGAUCCUCUCGCAGCGACACGCCAACCUUCCUCCCGCUAUCAAUACCAUGAAGUUUCGCACAGAUGUUCGGGCUGCCAACGCGGCUCCGAGAACAGGAUCAGCUGCUACCACCGCUAAAGGCAAGACGGCAACCGCAAAGUCUGCAAAAUCUCGCGCAACGAAAUCGGCCAAGUCCAAGAAAUCCGCCGGGGCCAGUUCGUCGAUUCUCGAAGAAGAUGAAAUCACAGCCGAUCUGCGUUCCGCAAUCAAACUCAACUUGAACAAAAGGCUCAAAUAUCGCAUGCUCGUCAAAGGCAAGAUGACCGCCGAGGAAGCCAAUCUGUCCCCUAUGGACAUGCAAGAGAUUAGCCUCCAGCUUCCCAACGUUGGGUCCAAGAAGGCGAUGACCGCAGCUGCCGCGCUCGCCGAGGUACAGAAACAGCAGCAUGCACAUCGCCAGAACAAGCAAGUUCAACGUCAGGAGGCUGGCAACCUCCCGAACCACUACAACUACUACGUUGAUCAUUUGGCCCAGGAGCAGAUGGAGUUCCUCCAUCAGCAAAACUUGAGGCAGAUCGACGCUCUACGGGAGCAGGAGAUUGCCCGCCAUCAGGUCCGGCAGGCAUUCAUGCCGCAGCUGUACCCUGUCGUUUGCCCUCCUCCCCUUCCCAUCAUACAGCCGGCGGAAGAAGGCGAGGAGGACGAUGUGGAUUAUACCCCGCCUCGGCCAAUCAACCCCGAGUACCUUGAGAUAUUCAAGGACUACGUUUUUCCCCCGCCGGAAAUGGCGGAAAGAAUGGCACGAGCGGAACAAUCCACCAUCGAGGAGAUUCCGUCGCCUUCGGUGGUUUCCGAGAAAGUGGCCGUGGACCCCCCGACAAAGCGCAAGCGAGCUCUAUCCGCCACCCCAAGUGAAAACCAAGCCCCCGCAAAAAAGAUCCGCGGAGAAGAGAUGAAGACUCCGGCAACCAUCGCGGAGCAAGAGGAGUUGUGUUCGCUCGUCGUUCAAAACCCGGACAACGCAGCCGAGAACUCCGAUUCGGCUAUCGACAACGCGGACGACAUCCAAGAACUCGCUGACCUCCCUUCAGCGUACGCGGGUAUCACCCGGCCGGACAGGCGUUUCUCGUGGACCCUGUCGAUCCCCGACAUGCAGCGAAUGUCGUUCUCGUUCAUCCCAAGCGACUUCAUCUAG
Messenger RNA from Fimicolochytrium jonesii, 1953 nucleotides. RefSeq lists its product as uncharacterized. Lineage: Eukaryota; Fungi; Chytridiomycota; Chytridiomycetes; Spizellomycetales; Powellomycetaceae. The transcript has a single exon. Bases 1 to 1953 code for a protein of 650 amino acids. The record is from RefSeq and is a predicted model, not a curated record.